Molecule: messenger RNA, 2862 nt
Organism: Osmia lignaria (orchard mason bee)
Lineage: Eukaryota; Metazoa; Arthropoda; Insecta; Hymenoptera; Megachilidae
Gene: Spt
Product: Spitting Image
Biological process (GO): cell migration; cell-cell adhesion; cellularization
Cellular component (GO): adherens junction; membrane; catenin complex
Molecular function (GO): actin filament binding; beta-catenin binding
Source: RefSeq, a predicted model, not a curated record
UUUGACGUCUUUCGCGAGUAAAAAAUCAACGAAAUCGUAGUUCUCACUAUUUUUCUAAGCGAAAGGCCCACGGCCGACCCUGACUACAAAGUCGCUGAAGAACUCUGAUCCUUUACAAGUGUUGCCCGUGUGGUGCAGCACUAGUAUAUCGGAGCAAGUAAAACACUGGGUGAGCACCCUCUGUUCCUCUCUGUUAAAGAUUAACUUGUUGCUGUUUUCAUUCUGUUUACAAACAAUCAAGAGUUGCGAGGCUAAUUGCAUCGCUAAUUGUGCGAAAAACAAAAGGAAAAAGAUGUCUGUAAAAACGAAGGAAGUAAAGAGAAUAUUAGUACCCAUAGAGGAGAAAAUAAAUAAAUUGGGAGAGCUCAUAAGGGACAGUUCAUUCUGUGCAAAUGACACAGCAUCGACAGAAUCUGUGUUUUUUGAACAAUUGAAAUGUUUAGGAAAAAAGUUUGAUGUUCUGUCAAAAGAGGAGAUUAAUGAUUAUGAAGAAAUGGAGUCAAAAAUUACCACCAUAGUAAAGGAAUUUUCUUCCUUAGAAUAUGUUAACGAGUCGAUCGAAAAUGUUGACAAACAAACAGCUGAACAAAUCUUAUCGAAUGUUCUUGAUAAGUUUAAAUUGACACUGGAAGCUCUAGAAAAAUUAGGAUGUUUGCCUCUGAAACAAAGAUUAAUGGAUUGCUUGGAAUAUGUUAGCGAAAUGGGUCAAGCAAAUGAGAUUGAACACUUUCAAAACAUCAGGGAGUUGGGCACUUCUAUUUUGGAAUUGCUGGGACCAUUACAAAUAUAUCGUAAGAACCUGGCGUCUCGAUCACUCGCCGAAAAAAUUAUUUUGUACUUGUGUCAAUUGUGCACAGCAUUCAAACUGUUAGUACAAUUAGUGCAAGAACAACAUCGGCUAAACGCACCAAUCUAUAAUUGCAAGAAAUAUAUUUGCGAAAGACUCUGUUUUUGCUUAAAGAUGCUAAUGGAAAUACUGGACAUACCAGAUCCAUUACCCGAGGAUGAAAUAUCCGAGAGAGAAAAUCACUUUGUUUACCGAAUGGACUUGGUACUGGAUAUUUUAUCGGAAAUGCCGAGUAAAUCGCAACAAGAUCAAAUAUCAGAAUGUCAAGAGUUAUGGUACCGAAUAGAAGACGUAUUUUCAUAUGCGAUGGCGAUCGCGCAAGUUUGCAAUCCAUGUAACUUUAAAGCGAUAACCGGAACUUGUCAGUCUAUUAUAUCAGAAUACGAGAAUUUAAAAUUUCAACUCACAUCCGAAUCAUCCGAUACGGCAUUAAAUAAUCUAUUCAUAAAUAGUUUAAGCGACGCACUUUAUCGACUAGAACGUAAAAUCAAUAUAUCAGUAUUGAAUCUCGUUAUGGAAGUCUUUAGCGAUCCUUUUAAUGCCUUGAAAAAACUCGUCACGAUCUGUGGUAAUUCGUUAAACGCCAAACAACGAUCCAAGAAUGAUUUGGCCGACGCCAUAGAAGAUUUUGAUCAAAUUAUAGACAAAUCGAUGCAGAUAGGAUUAUUUGCUAUUGCGUCUUGCAAGGAUAGAAAUCGGAUCAAUCAGAUCCGAAACAGUCUAGCAAGUCUUGAAUCAUUAGAAACUGAAUUAAUUUCCGCCAUUACUACGUUUUACUUGCACCCAGAGAGCAAAGAAAUGCGUGCAAAUGUAAAAUUACUGACCACGCAAUGGCAAAUGGAAGUUAAUAAAUUACAAGAUGCGAUAAAUUUGAUUAUGGAUUCAGCAGCAUAUUGUCAGGUAGUUUUGGACGAUCUUCAAGAGCGUGUCUCGAUAAUGUCUAAUUGUCUCGAUAAUAGAGAACCAGUCACUCAAACGCAAGUACAAACCGUCGUGCUUAGAUCUUUGUCACUAUCUCGACAAAUUAGUGCCACUAUAAGUGAUAUUGGAAGCGACACUAUAGAAAGACAAACGAUAAUGAUGGUUAGAGAAUUGAAAGCUGCAAUAUUUGAGGCUGAUACUGCAUCAAAAAACCUUUUAACGGAAAAUGCAACGGAACCACAGCAAUUACGUGUAAUAAAACGAUGCGAAUUAAUAUUGAAUGUGAUGAAACGGUUGCAUCCUGCUUUGGUUGCUAUUAUGAACAAUACAACGUUGAUGAAUACUAGUUAUGGAAAACACGGGAAAGGGCAGGGUGAUACUAUUCAUGAUGUAAGCAAUAGAUUGGCAUCGACGAUUGGCAAAUCAGCGGACAGUCAUCAACAGAAAUCCCUAACUUAUAUAAGAACACCUUAUACAGUGAGCACUUACAAGUCUCCAUUAUCUAUACAAACGGCAAACAACGUCUCUAGAACGCAAUUGAAUUUAUCGUGUCUGAUUCCAUACAUUAAAAAGGGACGCGAGAUGCGCACUGAACGUUCAAUCAUGUAUAAAACUCCUUGUAGAAAUGACUCUGUUGAUCAAUCUCUGAUCGACGGAACAUUUAAACUGAGAAAUUUGACUACCAUCAGACAACAUCUUUUCAGCAGAGACAGUAUUAGUUUGCAGGAUGAUACUUGUUUGACCGAAGAAAGUAUGAAUCUGACAGAUAUUUUAGAGAAAUUUGUAAGUUCCUGUACAACUUUGAGUACAACUGGAUCGAAAUCUCACUACAUAGAUGAGACACAGUGCGACACAACAGCCAAUAAAUCGGGUCAAAAAUCUGCUACAAAUCUAACAGAAUCGUUGGUAGAAUGUAUCGGUACCCGAUCUAGAAUAACUAGUAAAAUGAAUGAAUGUUCUGCAAUCGGCGGUGGAGAUGGUCCAUCGAUCGUGGACGAGUCAAAACCGUAUAGUGACACUCAAAGAUCAAAUAAUAAUACUGAAAUAACUCAGAAGCGAUUAUUUGGGGAUUAAAAAUUACAUUGAGAAAAACA